Molecule: messenger RNA, 975 nt
Organism: Entamoeba invadens IP1
Lineage: Eukaryota; Evosea; Mastigamoebida; Endamoebidae
Product: zinc finger domain containing protein
Exons: 3
Source: RefSeq, a predicted model, not a curated record
GUGCGCGGUGUACUUCACAAGGAAGUCGUCGUAAAGAACAUGCGAGUGAUUUUACCUCUGGUAAUAGAGAGCGGAUACGCUCUACAUAAAUGUGAUGACAUCCGAAACAUCAUCGAACUCAAAAAUGACGACUUGGAAACUCUUUUGGAGAUCUGUCGGAAGUACAACGAUGAAAGAAGUGUGUUACUGAUAUACCGGAAGUUAAAACAGUUUGAUGAGUGCUUUAAAUGUAUCAGAGAGAGGAUUAAAGGUGUUGCACCACUACAAGAAGAGCAAAUCUUGAUUAGUAAAGAAAUGGUACAGCAAACUAUUCAAAAUAAUACGGUAAAAUGCCACGAAGAUUUACAAAGUGACGACAAGACAAGUGAAUCACAACAGAAAGAGGAAAAAAUCAUUCAAAAAUUUGUGAUUGGAACACAAGAAGAAAGAAAGCCGAUCAGUUCGACAGUUCAGGACAUCAAAGGGAUUUUAGACGAUAUGAGAGAUGUCGUGAGCGCUUAUUUAACGGCAGAGAAACGUGAAAUACUGAACACGAAUGAUACCGUUAUACUGAUUAUGAAAAAGAUAUAUGAGGUCUUCUCUACUAACACUGAAGUGCUUGAAAGGCUUCAAAAGGAGUAUAGAGAAGUCGUUGAAGUGAUCUGUGAAAAGAGUCCUAUUGAAAGUUCUUUAAAGUUCUGUCAAGAAAUAUGUACGGGAAAUACACUGAAAUUGGUCUUAAGAGACUUACUCGUUCAAACACAACGCAACAUCGCACUGUUAAAAAACAUCCACGUCAUCGCUAAUUCCCAAAUGAAAAAGUCAAAACAAUGUCAACUUUCGGAUUUAAAGCAUGGCGUCAUAACGUGUAACACAUGUGUGUUGUGUAAGCAAAAGAGAGAAGACAGUUUCGUGUCGUUUGGAUGUGGACACUGUUAUCAUACUACUUGUAUCAGUUCGUCGUGUGUUUGCCUUAUAUGUAAUGGAUUGGCUUGA